Messenger RNA from Ictalurus furcatus (blue catfish), 12141 nucleotides. RefSeq names its product ankyrin repeat domain 50 (gene ankrd50). The transcript has 5 exons. NCBI's taxonomy places the organism in Eukaryota, Metazoa, Chordata, Actinopteri, Siluriformes, Ictaluridae. Gene Ontology annotation, molecular function: protein binding. Bases 2692 to 6948 code for a protein of 1418 amino acids. The record is from RefSeq and is a predicted model, not a curated record.
CCGAUUUUGAAGGACACUUAGUCUAUUACACAUUCAUUACACGUUCAUUACACAUUCAUUACAGCUACAAGUGUUUCCGAUUAUCAGAAUAUCGUUUCUCUUUGUGCACUUUAUUUUGGGGCAUGCCAUUAUACUGGUGUGUGGGGCGGGUAUAUCACUGUGUAGGAGUAUGUGUGUAUCAGAGUAUUUGUAGUAUUAGCACGGUGUAGUGUUGAUAUACUGAUCUAGUAUUAGAGGAACGUUGUGGUGAACUAGCUGUAGUGUUUCACUGUAGUGCUGUAGUAGUACUAGUGAAUCAAACCAGUGUAUCAGAGUAUCAUUGUAUCGAUGUGUUGAUGUAGCAGAGUAUCUGUAGUAUCCAUGCACCAUAGUACUGUUUCGGUGUAUCAGAUUAUUUGUAGUAUCUGUGCAUAUCAAAGGAUCUGUAGUAUUGGUGUGUUGUAGUACUAGUGAAUCAAACCAAUAUAGCAGAGUAUCAUUGUAUCGGUGUGUUGAUGUGGCAGAGUAUUUGUAUUAUCCAUGUGUCAUAUCACUGUAUCGACGUAUCAGUGUAUCAGAGUACUUGUAGUAUCGGUGUAUAUGAAAGUAUCAGUAAUAUUAAUGUGGUGUAGUAUUGCUGUAUUGUGUUGAAGUGUUGGUGUAUCGAUGUAUCGGAAUGCCCGUAGUAGCAGUGUGUUGUAGUACUAGUGAAUCAAACCAGUAUGUCAGAUUAUCAUUGUAUUGGUGUGUUGAAGUAGCAGAGUAUUUGUAGUAUCCAUGCGCCAUAGUAUUGUUUCGGUGUAUCAGAUUAUCUGUAGUGUCUGUGCAUAUCAAAUGAUCUGUAGUAUUAGUGUGGUGUAGUAUUUAUGUAUUGAUCCAGUAUGAGAGUUGAAGUGUUGGUGUAUUGAUGUAGCAGAGUAUCCGUAGUUUCAGUGAGUUGUAGUACUAGUGAAUCAAACCAGUAUAUCAGAGUAUCAUUGUAUCGGUGUGAUGAUGUAGUGGGGUAUCUGUAGUAUCCAUGUGUCAUAAUAUCACUGUAUCGAUGUAUCAGAGUACUGGUAGGAUUGGUGUAUCAGUGUGUCAUUGUGUUGAAAGGUUGGUGUAUUGAUUGAUUAGAGUGUCUAUAGUAUCGGUGUGUUGUAGUUUUAGUGAAUCAAUCCAGUGUAUCAGAGUAUCAUUGUAUUGGUGCGAUGAUGUAGCAGAGUAUCUGUAGUAUCCAUGUGUCAUUAUAUUGUCUCAUUGUAUCAAAAUAUUGGUGUAUCAGAGUACUUGUAGUAUCGUUGUAUAUGAAAGUAUCAGUAAUAAUGUGGUGUAGUUAGGGCUGGACGAUACAGCAAAAAAAAAUUAUCACUAUAUAAUGUUUCAUAUCAUUCGGUAUUGAUAAUUAUUGAUAAAUUUGAAUUUUUUUUAAACAAAGAACAGUAGAAAAAAGUUAGUUUUUUAUUUUAUUUACCGACUUGAUUAAGUCAGACAACAAAUAAUUUUAGCUUUGUUUAAAUUCUAAUUUUAGAAUUUAAACAAAUAUAUUCUCUUACAUCUUAUAUGAAGAUUAAAUAAAUAAGUGUUAAAGAAACUCUUGAACUUAUUAAAUAAAAUGUUACAAAAUGUGUGCAAUGUUAAAGGCUAACUUUAAGGGAGAUCAACAUCACAUUAUAGCACAGAAUGGGACUCCUGGUGCUCUUGUUUGUGCUCUGCCUCUUAGCAUAGUUAGCCUAGCCUCGUAUAAAACUUCCACUUUAAUUCUUACUUAAUGAUAAUGAGUCUUUAUUGAUCACAUAUACAUUACAGCACAGUGAAAUUGUUUUCUUCGCAAACCCCAGCAUGUCAGGAAGCUGGGGUCAGAGCACAGGGUCAGCCAUGCUACAGCGCCCCUGGAGCAGAGAGGGUUAAGGGCCUUGCUCAAGAGCUCAACAGUGGCAGCUUGGCAUUGCUGGGGCUUGAACCCUCGACCUUCCGAUCAUUAACCCAGAGCCCGGCAGUGCUGGGGCUUGAACCCCCCGACCUGCCGAUCAGUAACCCAGAGUCUUAGCCGCCAAGCCAUCACUUGCUACCCCCCAAGCCACCACAGCCCCCCCCCCCCAACUUCUUCCGGACAACACUGUGCCGUGUCUGAAAAGUCGAGCUCCUGCUCUGAGGAAACCGACAUUUUAACAGAAAAAACAAAAAGCAGCAAAAUGUCACAUUUCUUCCUUGCCCACUGUUCAGAGUCACACGCACUGUACAUGUGCGGAACGCUGCGUAUGCGCAUUACAAAUCUCACAGCUUGUUUCUCCGUACUUGGCCGGGACGUUUUUUUUUUUUGCAAAGCUUACACACGACGGUGUUCUGAUGUCGGUCAGACGAAAAUAAACCAAAAAAAACUGCCACACUGAGAGAAAGGCAACAAUGAAAUGACUCAUGGGAUGGACACUAUGAACCCUCCAGGAACUGGAUAUUAAAAACUACCUACCUACCUACCACAAUAAUAACGGCAUAAUAAAUGUGAAAACUUUUUAACAUGCUACACGAAUGGGAAAGUUGGAAAAUGUGCAUUGUAGGCUGAACCUGCAACAACCUGCCAUGUUUUGAGCCAUUUCUAUUCCUUUGGUGUGAUUUUGAAAAGAAAAGAAAAGAAAAAAAAGCACCAUCACUGAAUAACCCAAUGUGCCCUUGAAGCGUGCAUGUCUGGCGCAAUGGGUUGGUGUGUGCAUAGCUAGCCAUAAAUCCGUUACCAUGGCUCAGACAAGUUUACUGCAGGGAAAGCGCUUCUACUGCCGUGAGUGGGUUUUCCACAAGAUCCAGCACUGCCUUCAGGAGAAAACUGGCACUUCCUGUGGCUCAGGAAGGGAAGGUCCACCCAUCUCAGGGGGUGGCGCUGCAUCAGGUGCAGGGAAAUCAGGAUCAUGGGGUGUUUUGCUGGUUGGAGGACCCGGAAGCGGCAAAACGGCACUUUGCACGGAGCUGCUGUGGCCGAGCUCGCAGCACGGCAAUCAUCGCGGUUUAAGCCAAUUCUGCCUGGCGUUUCAUUUCUGCCGUGCCGACGAUUCUGACACGGUGUGCGUGAGCGGAUUCAUACGAGGCCUGGUGACACAGAUCUGCAGAAGUAAACUCGUACCGCAGUAUGAGGAGAAAAUUCGUGACCCUGCCAUCCAGAAUGCGCUGAAGCCUGGAGAGUGUGAGAGGAACCCGAGCGAGGUGUUUAAAAGGUGUGUACUGCUUCCGCUUUUGAGCUGCACUCCUCCUCCUCAGGCCUUGUUUUUGCUCGUCGACUCCAUAGAUGAGGGAAUGAAAGCGGGUGGGACGGAGUCAAGCUCUGGCCCCUUGAACCCACGCAGCAUCGGCGAGCUUCUGUCUUCCCACCACGAACUCCUCCCACCAUGGCUCCUCCUCAUCUGCUCGGCCCGCCGCCAGAACAAAAAUAUCACCAAGCUUUUUACAGGUUUCCGCAAAAUCAGUCUGGAUGACCUACGUAAAGCUUACAUUGUUAAGGAUGUUCAGCAAUACAUUCUGCACAGGCUAGACCAGGAAGAGGCACUACGGCAACACCUGACCAAGGAGACAGCAGAAAUGCUUAACCAGCUCCACAUUAAGAGCAGUGGCUGUUUCUUGUAUCUGGAGCGUGUGCUAGAUGGCGUGGUUGACAACUUCAUCAUGCUCCGUGAGAUCCGCGACAUCCCAGGAACACUAAAUGGACUCUACCUAUGGCUCUGCCAAAGACUUUUUGUCAGAAAGCAAUUUGCCAAAGUGCAACCCAUCCUGAACGUCAUUCUGGCUGCAUGCAGGCCUUUGACAGUGAAGGAGUUGUACCAUGCUGUCUGGACUAAAAACAUGACCCUCACCAUGGAGGAGUUUCAGAAAAAGAUGGACAUUCUAUCCAAAUUGCUAGUGGAUGGACUCGAAGGUACCAAGAUUCUUUUUCAUUACAGUUUUGCUGAAUGGCUUCUUGAUGUUAAGCACUGCACUCAGAAAUAUCUUUGCAAUGCUGCUGAGGGUCACCGGAUGAUGGCUAUGAGCUAUACGUGUAGAGCCAAGCAGCUCCAACCUCUGGAGGUGCAGGAGUUUGCUUUUCACUUGAUCAACUCCAACCUGCAGAUCGAACCUUUUAACCUGGCUCUAUGGAUGGUGUGGAAUGGCACACCUGCAAAAGACUCUCUUUCUACAUCCAUUCCCAAAGAGCAGGAGGUCUUGCAGCUUCUGGUCAAAGCCGGAGCUCACAUCAGCAAUGAGGAUGAUCAUGCUUCAUGCAUUGUUCAACAAGCACUGGAACGAGAGGAUUCCAUCCGCACUUUGCUUGAUAAUGGUGCCUCAGUAAACCAAAGUGACUCCAGCGGACGAACUCUAUUGGCUAAUGCAGCGUACAGUGGCAACUUGGAUGUGGUGAAUCUGCUCGUUUCCAGAGAUGCCAAUAUGGAGCUUGAGGACAACCACGGACAGACACCACUCACACUUGCUGCCAGACAAGGACACACCAAGGUAGUUAACUGCCUGAUCGGCUGUGAUGCCAACAUCAACCACACGGAUCAUGAUGGGUGGACGGCUUUGAGGUCUGCAGCUUGGGGUGGUCACUCAGAAGUGGUCUCGGCACUCCUGUAUGCAGGUGCUAAGGUUGACUGUGCAGAUGCAGACAGUAGAACGGCCCUGAGAGCUGCAGCAUGGGGAGGUCAUGAGGAUAUUGUCCUUAACCUUCUACAGCAUGGAGCAGAAGUCAACAAGGCUGAUAAUGAAGGACGGACUGCACUCAUUGCAGCAGCCUACAUGGGACACAGAGAGAUUGUCGAGCACCUGCUGGACCAUGGUGCUGAGGUAAACCAUGAGGAUGUUGAUGGACGGACAGCUUUGUCUGUUGCAGCCCUCUGUGUCCCUGCUAGCAAAGGCCAUGCCUCGGUGGUUAGUCUUCUGAUUGACCGUGGUGCAGAAGUGGACCACUGUGAUAAAGACUGCAUGACUCCUCUUCUGGUUGCUGCCUAUGAAGGGCACGUGGACGUAGUGGAUUUGCUUCUAGAAGGAGGAGCAGAUGUUGACCACACAGACAAUAAUGGAAGAACACCUUUGCUUGCUGCAGCAUCCAUGGGACAUGCUUCUGUUGUCAAUACAUUGCUCUUUUGGGGUGCAGCCGUGGACAGUAUUGAUAGUGAAGGAAGGACUGUGCUCAGCAUUGCAUCUGCUCAAGGGAAUGUGGAAGUGGUCCGAACUCUGCUGGACAGAGGCCUCGAUGAAAAUCACAGAGAUGAUGCUGGUUGGACACCUUUACACAUGGCAGCAUUUGAGGGACAUAGGCAGGUGUGUGAUGCCCUCAUUGAACAAGGUGCUCGAUGCUCAGAGGUGGACAAUGAUGGACGUAUACCCUUGAUCCUGGCUGCUCAGGAGGGACAUUAUGACUGUGUGCACAUCCUUCUUGAGAAUAAGUCCUGCAUUGAUCAGAGAGGGUAUGAUGGAAGAAACUCCCUCAGGGUUGCAGCUAUGGAAGGACACAGAGAUAUUGUUGAGCUUUUGUUAAGUCAUGGAGCUGACAUAGACUACAAAGACGCUGAUGGCCGCCCGACCUUAUAUAUACUGGCACUUGAGAAUCAGCUAGGCAUGGCUGAGUAUUUUUUAGAGAAUGCAGCAAAUGUAGAGGCGAGUGAUUCUGAGGGCAGGACAGCUCUUCAUGUUUCCUGUUGGCAAGGCCAUGUGGAAAUGGUAAGGUUGCUGAUCAGCUACCAUGCAGAUGUGAAUUCUUGUGACAAUGAAAAGCGAUCUGCUCUUCAGUCCGCUGCUUGGCAAGGUCACACAAAAGUUGUCCAAUUUUUGAUUGACAGUGGCACUCAUGUUGAUCACACUUGCAAUCAGGGAGCCACAGCACUUGGCAUUGCUGCACAAGAGGGUCACAUUGAUGUAGUACGGAUUCUUCUUGAGCAUGGCGCAGAUCCAAACCAUGCAGACCAGUUUGGUCGUACAGCCAUGAGGGUGGCAGCCAAAGGAGGCCACUCAAUGAUCAUCAAACUUUUAGAGAAAUAUGGUGCCACUAGUCUGAAUGGCUGCAAUCCCUCACCUAUACAUACUAUGGAGCAGAAAACCCCACUGUCAGUUACAGGAAAGAUGCAAUCACUUACUAUCAAAUCCAGUAGUUCUGGCAGCACAGGAGCUGGAGAUGUUCAACCAUCAGGUCGAGGUUUAUCUAACGGACCUGUUCAUGCUUUCAGCUCCCCUUCUGAAUCUCCAGACUCCACAGUGGACAGACAGAAGUCCUCCCUCUCCAAUAAUUCCUUAAAAAGCUCAAAGAACUCAUCGCUGAGGACCACAUCAUCCACCUCAACAGCCCAGACAGUGCCCAUAGAUAGUUUCCAUGGACUUAGUUUCACAGAGCAAAUCCAGCAACACUCUCUGCCUCGAAGUCGCAGCAGGCAGUCUAUAGUUUCCCCUUCUUCGACCACAAAGUCCAUCGGCCCACAGCCGGGAUCUCCUACCAGUGAAUUUGACUGGAGUCAAGUGAAACCAGGUCUGAAAUCCUCUAAAGGAGGAAAGAGUGGGAAUGGGACAAACUAUUGCAUGAGAAAGGAAGGAUCUGGAGACAAGAAGAAAUCUAAAAAUAGCAGUGCCCUUCCACAUGGUCAAGUUUUGGAAUAUGAGAUGACCCAAUUUGAUAAAAGAGUUGCUCUCAACAAGCCAGUAUCCAACUUUGCAGUAAAGGAUCCUCAUUGCAAGAUUGUGCUGGGAGGCUCCAACACUCUGGACUCUGGCCAAUCGCAGGAGCCAUAUUAUAUCCAACAGCAGAGCUGCGCUGAAAAGAAGAGAAAUGGGAUUAUGACCAACCCUAACUAUCACCUACAGGGAAAUCAAGUCUAUUUAGGGAGAGUCUCAGUAUCCAGAACUCUGCACAGUAGGGGACAUCAGGAAGUUCUUGACAACUACCCAUUAGGGGAGUCUGAAUUAAGCCUUAAACAAGCUCUGAAACUGCAGAUUGAAGGAUCAGACCCUGGGUUCAACUACAAGAAAGAGACGCCAUUAUAACUGGCAUCUUAAACUGAAACCCUCAUCCAGAUGUUAUGGAGAAUGUGCCAAAGCAGCUGUUUUCAUCGGGGAAAAAAAUGUAUCAGAGGUCAGCUAGUCAGCUCAAAAGUGCUUGAUCUAGAAUCAGAUUUUAUGUGAAUAAAGUUGAAUACUACAUGAAAUUAUCAGAAAGGAACUGGUCCCAGAUCUGCACUUAACUCCUGAAAUGUAUACAUAUGCUCCCAGAAACCAUUGCUACUCAGCCCUCAGUGAAACACCCCAGCUAGAAUAAAAAAACAAGGGGGGGGGGAGAUGGGGGGGAUGUGGAAACCCAAGGGAAGUAUCCUGAUUGCAGCAUAUGGCAAAUAAUUUGAACUGAAUAUCUAUGUGCCUACCGAUGUUACAGCCUACUCAUAUUCAUGCACACCAUCAUUUUAAUUUAAUGUAUUGCUAUUUAAUAAGCCAUGUAUGCACUUUUAAUUUUUCUGCAAUGAGAAAAAAAAAAUCUAAAUCACUUAUACUUUUUUGUUUGUUUGUUUGUUUUCUCCUUCAUUUUUAUGAUUUUUAUGGUGCUUGUUUUUUUUAUUAUUUGUUUUUAAUCAAAAGAAAUCGGUUCAGUGUUUUUGCUUGUUUAUCACUUUUCUACCUGUAUAAAACAAGCAAAAUGGACAGCAGUGUAUCAACUGAGGAGGAUAUCAAGAAUAUCAAGAAUAUCAAUAAUCGCCUCUGGAAAAAAACACACCGUAUCUCUAUCCUAAUCUUGUUGUUAUAUCACAAAUUCAGUCAGUCAGUCAGUAUGCAUUUAAUAGUAACGGCAGAUACAAAUUACUCCCCAUCCGUGUAGUCAAUCAUAUUUAUUUUGGGAAAAAAAGCCACUUUUAGUUGUCAUACUAUUUCAUGGUGCUGUGUGCAGUUUUUAUUUGCUAGUAUGAUUAUUUUUCAACUUUGUCACCUACAUUGUCUUUUAUUAACUUUAUAUCAUGUUUAUUGUAGUAUUACCGAUGCCCUGAGGGGUGGGGUUUAUUUGACCUUGCCUCGCACUUUUAUUUAGUCCCUGUGGGACUUUUUUUUUUUUUUUUUUUUAACCAUUUAUUAUAAUGUUGAAUUAUUUACAGUCAUAUUUAAACAUGAAUAGAAUUUGGUGCUAUAUACAAAACGAUUUUCUAUAAUCAAAAAUUGACUGUAGGUUCAAUUUUUCCCUGAUCAUUUUCCACACUAUAAGACACCUUUUUUUUUUUUUUUUUUUUGAGAACGUACUGUGAUCUGUACAACCACGUAACAUAUGUUAUACAGAAUCCAACCAAUAAAUGAAGUGAAUUUACCCGUCAUCAUGGCAAGCACAAAUGACCAAUUUUUGUGUCUUGUUUUGAAGCCAUUAUUCAACUUUAUUUGACUCAGCCACCUGGUUCAUCAUGGGUGGACAAAUCAGGAAAUUUUUAUCUAGCCUGUCAGGCAAGGAAAAUCUCCAAUGUGUUGGUUUUUUUCUUUCUCUAGUUGUUAAACCUACUUGUCCAUAGUUGAUGAUUGACAUGAUUACAUAAAAUCUAAAUGCCUGCUAUACUGAAAUGUACUCAGUUUUACUUUCCCAUAAGAGAGUCAAGACUUAAACAAGAAUGUUAAUAUUGAUAAUUAAGUUUUGUUCACUGUCGUACUAUGACCUAAACUACAUUGCUAAAGUCUGUGUGAAGAACUGGAUGAGGUUUAAAGAUAUUUAUGAAAAAUAUUUGGGUGUGAUAGAUCAACCUUGCAUAUUUAGCUACAUUAGUCUCAUAGUUAAGAUGCAAACCUAAACAAAUAAACAUGUACACCAGACGCUGAUUGAAUAUCUUUACGCUAAUUUAUUGUUCACCGCAUUAUUCCGUAAAUGUGACUUCUGAAUUAAGCGACAUAUUUUAUUUUCUGAUAUAAAUGUGUCUUAUAGUAUGAAAAAUACGGUAAGCCUAUUCUUGUCCUGAAUUAUAUUUUCAAUGGGAAUUCCUAUACAGAAACAUUUUCUCUUUAUCAAAAUAUGAACCAGAAGAAAACAACAUGACAAAGAGGCUGGAAAUGUUCUCCUCUGUUAACAUUUUAAAGUAAUUCAUAUUUUGGUUUCAGGGCAUCAUCUGAAACGUGUUUCCGUCAUGCCAAAGUCGAAACAGUAACGGGAGAGUGAGUGAAUCUAUGAGUUGAGGGUGUGUAGCGCUUCGUUUUACGCUGCUGGCAGUGAGAGCUGAAGAAUAAAAGAAGGGUGAUAGCAACAAAAUAAAAAUAAUAAUAAAAGACUAACAAAGACAAUUGAAAGCUCGGUAUGUCUGAACAAGAGCCUUUCAUUCGAAGGUAGAGAGAGAGAAAGGAAUUCUGGACAGUAUUCAGAAAUGUUAAGCCAUCUGUUGACCUGCAGUGUUGCUUCAUUUUCUUUUUCUGUUCCUCCACCAUGCAUGUCUGUCUGUCCUGUGUAAUAUCUCAACUUCGGGGUUCGAUGAAAGAAGUGUGAGACUGGAGAUUGUAAAUAGCUUGACCAUGUACAUUUAAACUUAACUUUUUUUUUCUUGUAUUAUAUGAUUUUUUUUUCCCCGGACGUAUAUUAAAGUGCUUAAUAAACAUAUUUGCUUUACCGCUGAAGCUGUUUGUUUUCCUUGAUUCAGUUUUGUCUUUGACGACAGGAGUGUGUACGCACAGAAUUAUUGGCACUUUUGAAGAAAAUUAAAAUAUAAAAAGAGUAACACAUACUAUAAGUAAUAUUUUGAGCUUAUACAUACAGGGAGAAGGGGUAUGUUUCCCUCGCCUCUGCAAAAAACGCAAGAAAUUUCUGAAAUCCCAUGAAUUCGGAAAAAAAUGUUCGUAUCCUACUCAUGCUCCUGAGUGUGUGUAAAUUUAUGCAUGAGAAGACUUAACUAAUGCCUCGCACCUCUGAGGUUGAGGGUUCGAAUCCUUCCUCCACUCUGUGUGCAUGGAGUUUGCCAUGUUCUACCAGUGUGUGAAUGUGUGUGCGAUUGUGCCCUGCAGUGGGUUAGCACCCCUUCCAGGGUGUCCCCCACCUUGUGCCCUGAGUCCCCUUGGAUAGACUGCAGGCUCCUUGCAACCAUGUGUAGGAUAAGCGGUACAGAAAAUGGAUGGAUGGAUACUUACAGAAAGAUUUGGUUGCUGCUAUAUCCUGAUCAGGAUCACACUGUAUCAGGGUAGGCUAUCCCAGGAAUGCUGAGUCAAAGAUGGUGAACCUGGAUAGGGCACCAGUCCAUCACAGGGCACCAUGCAAACACAUAGUAGGACAUUUCAGCAUAGCCAAUCCACCCAUCAGUGUUUUUGAGAGGUGGGAGGAAACCACUGAACCCAGAGGAAACCCAUGCAGACAAGGGGAGAACAUGUCAAACUCCUUACAGACAGUAACCCAAGUUCAGGAUCAAACCAGAGAGCCUGGAGAUGUAAUGCAGCAACACUACCUACUGUGCCACCCUAGAGGAAUGUUGUAUAAUUUUAAUCAAACGUUUUUUCAAAACAUUUUUUUUUAAUAGUGCAAUAUGCAAUAGGGCUGUUUUGUUUUUUUUUCUACAAAACUCUUACAUUAAUAUUUUGUUGUCUCCAUGGCAGAUGUCACAACAGCCCCAGCUCUCUUCUCAUAAUGUUGAGCAAGAUUGGUACUGUGGUCCACUACUCAAUACAGAACAUUUUAAGCUUAUUUAUUUUCUCAGGUUUGUGCAUGUGGAAUACUCAAUUCAGAUCGCAUACAGAGGUUUUCAGUUGGGUACAAAUCCAUUGCCUGAGAUAGAUAGCCUUAGCAAAAUAUGACUGUUGACUUGGAAGUACACUAUAAAGUGUGGCCAAAAGUAUCUGGACACCUGACCAUCAAAUCCAUAUGCAGUUUUUCCCCAAACUGUCACCACAAAGCACAAAAUUGUAUAGGAUGUCUCUGUAUCCUGUAGCAUUACAAUUUGCCUUCACUGGAGGUAAAGGGCACAAACAUCUUCCAGCAUGACAAUGCUCCUGCGCACAAAGCGAGGGCUGUGAAGACAUAAUUUACCAAGGAACUCAAGUAACCUGUACAGAGCCCUGCCCUCAACUCCACUGAACACUUAUCAGAUGAACUGGAACACUGACUGAGCCCUAGGCCUCCUCAUCCAACACCAGUACCUAACCUCACUAAUACUCUUGUGGAUGAAUGAGCACAAAUCACAGAUACACUCCAUCUAGUGGAAAGCCUUCCUGGAAGAGUAGAGGUUAUCCAUCCAUUUUCUGUACCGUUUAUCCUACACAGGGUCGCGGGGAGCCUGGAGGCUAUCCCAGGGGACUCGGGGCACAAGGCAGGACUGGGUGCCAACCCAUCGAAGGAGUGGAGGUUAUUAUAACAGAAAAGAGGGACUAAAUCUGGAAUGGGAUGUUCAACAAGUACAUACGGGUGUGAUGGUCAGGUGUCCACAAACAUUUGGCCAUAUAGUGUAUGUUUGGCUCAGCAUCUUCUCCUGGCAGGGGCAGCCAGAUUUUGGGCUGAAUUCAAGAUUCCAUCUAUCUUGACAAGAACCCCUGAACUACCAGCCACAAAACAUCUCUAAACCAUCAAUGAUCCACUGACAUAUUUUACAGUGGGCUAUCAUCCUAUCCUGAGCUGUAUUUAGUGAGAUACUCUUAGGAAGGGCUUCUUCUCGCAAUGCUUCAAAACAGUUUGUUGUUCCAGUAUGCAAGUGGCAUUUAAUGGUUGAUUUUGAAAUGGCACAGCCACCAGCUAAAUUCCACAGUUCUGAUCCUGGGUUCUUUUGCCUUCCUUUUGGUAAAUUUCACAACAGUUUCGGACCUGUGUAGCGUUUUAUUGCCCUAAUUCUGUUUAAUGGUAUUUUUAACACAGUAUGUGUUUUUUUUUGUUUGUUUUUUUUUUUAAUAUAUCCGGUACUUCAUUUGUUGACACAAUGAUCAGUCGGGGAUUUUUUUCUUCUCUGUAUCAUGAAGAGACAGUCACGUAAAGCCUCUAAAUGUCACUGAACAAGUUUUGACUUAAGUCUUUUAAUAAGUUCUCAAGCAUUGCUUUGUAAAAUAAAUACAUAAAUAAUACAAUGCUUAUGAAUGGGUGAAUGGGUUAUCUAGGGUUUAUGAAGGUACCAUUCAUAAAAUGUUGUGUGUGUGUGUGUGUGUGUGUGUAAUAAAAGGAGUCAAACACUCCUGUGACUUGUUAGGACAAGGUGAAAAUGUAAGAGAUGUGUGUUUGAUAAAAGAUGUGUGUGUGUGUGUGUGUGUGUGCGCGCGCGC